This is a messenger RNA of Parasteatoda tepidariorum (common house spider), 603 nucleotides long. The record is from RefSeq and is a predicted model, not a curated record. Lineage: Eukaryota; Metazoa; Arthropoda; Arachnida; Araneae; Theridiidae.
AUGUACCAAUGUGGAAAAAGUAGACAGGUAUCAAUGGAAAUGGAUAGAUAUCAAUUGGAUAUCUUGGGAAUAUCAGAACUUAGAUGGACAGGUUUUGGCAAGAUUAAAACUGGAAGUGAACAAAUCAUUUUGUACUCAGGAGCUGAAGAAAAGCACGAAAGAGGCGUGGCGCUAAUCAUUAAUAAAGAAACAGCGAGGAGUCUUUUGGAAUGGGAACCAAUCAGUGAAAGAAUUUUAAGAGCACGAUUUUAUUCAAAAUAUAUUAAACUAUCAAUUAUUCAAGUGUAUGCACCAACGAAUGAUGCUGAUGAGGAGGAAAAGGAGACAUUUUAUGAUCAACUACAAUGUGCUUUAAAUCGAGUUCCAAAACAUGACAUGAUAAUUCUUAUGGGAGACCUUAAUGCUAAGGUUGGAAAACGGAUUAGUGAUGAUGAAACCUCCAUGGGAAACGAAUCACCGGGCGAGAGGAACGAAAAUGGAGAACUGUUUGUUUCCCUGUGCGAACUAAAUAGUUUGAACAUAGGUGGGAGUAGAUUCAAGCAUAGAGAGAUACAUAAAUGUACAUGGACCUCACCAGAAUCAAAUAGAUCAUAUUGCAAUUAA